Messenger RNA from Arvicola amphibius (Eurasian water vole), 2936 nucleotides. It is a transcript of the gene Gab2, whose product is annotated as GRB2 associated binding protein 2. Lineage: Eukaryota; Metazoa; Chordata; Mammalia; Rodentia; Cricetidae. The record is from RefSeq and is a predicted model, not a curated record. The transcript has 10 exons. Bases 19 to 2010 code for a protein of 663 amino acids.
UCCACUCGGCCGGCGACCAUGAGCGGCGGCGGCGACGACGUGGUGUGCACCGGCUGGCUGAGGAAAUCGCCUCCCGAGAAGAAGUUGAGGCGCUAUGCCUGGAAGAAGCGCUGGUUUAUACUGCGGAGCGGCCGGAUGAGUGGCGACCCAGAUGUUCUGGAAUACUACAAGAAUGAGCACUCCAAGAAACCCCUGCGGAUCAUCAACCUGAACUUCUGCGAGCAGGUGGAUGCGGGCCUGACGUUCAACAAGAAAGAGCUGCAGGAUAGUUUCGUGUUUGACAUCAAGACCAGCGAGCGCACGUUCUACCUGGUGGCCGAGACAGAGGCCGACAUGAACAAGUGGGUCCAGAGCAUCUGCCAGAUCUGCGGCUUCAACCAGGCCGAGGAGAGCACAGACUCCCUGAGAAACCUUUCUUCAGCCGGCCACGGUCCCCGCUCUUCUCCAGCUGAGUUCAGCAGCUCCAGCCACCACCUGCUCCGAGAAAGGAAGUCCUCCGCCCCUUCCCACUCCAGCCAACCCACUCUGUUCACGUUUGAGCCCCCCGUGUCAAGCCACAUCCAGCCAGCCUUGUCCACCAGUGCGCCUCAGGAAUAUCUCUACCUGCACCAGUGCAUCAGCCGGAGGACAGAAAAUGCGAGGAGUGCCAGCUUCUCUCAGGGCACCCGGCAGAAGAGUGAUACCGCCGUGCAAAAAAUCGCCCAGGGCAAUGGACACUGUAUCAACGGGGUCAGCGGACAAGUCCAUGGCUUCUACAGCCUCCCCAAGCCAAGCCGACACAACACAGAAUUCAAAGACAGUACUUAUGACCUCCCCCGUAGCCUGGCUUCACACAGCCACACCAAGGGCAGCCUCACAGGGUCCGAGACAGAUGAGGAUGUGUACACCUUCAAGACACCCAGCAACACCCUGUGCCGGGAGUUUGGAGACCUCCUAGUGGACAAUAUGGAUGUUCCAACCACUCCCCUCUCAGCCUACCAGAUUCCUCGAACAUUCACACUGGACAAGAACCACAAUGCCAUGACGGUAGCCACUCCUGGAGACUCAGCCAUAGCUCCCCCACCCCGGCCCCCCAAGCCAAGUCAGUCAGAAACACCUCGGUGGGGCAGCCCUCAGCAAAGACCUCCAAUCGGCGAAAACAGCAGAUCCGUAGCUGCUACCAUUCCCAGGCGCAAUACCCUCCCUGCAAUGGACAACAGCCGGCUCCACCGAGCUUCUUCCUGUGAGACCUAUGAGUACCCAACACGAAGUGGGGAGAGCGCCAGCUGGUCUACCGACUCUCCAGGGAAGACUAUCGUGGGCCGAUCAGACAGUACCAGCUCUGACGACAACUACGUGCCCAUGAACCCAGGUUCUUCUACCCUGCUGGCUAUGGAACGAGCAGGGGACAAUUCCCAAAGUGUCUACAUCCCCAUGAGCCCAGGGCCCCAUCACUUUGACCCACUUGGCUACCCAUCCACUGCCCUUCCUAUCCAUCGAGGCCCCAGCCGAGGAAGUGAGAUCCAGCCACCCCCUGUCAAUCGCAACCUCAAGCCCGACCGGAAAGCAAAGCCAACGCCCCUUGACCUGAGAAACAAUGCUGUCAUCGAUGAGCUCCCCUUCAAGUCACCUGUCACCAAGUCUUGGUCCAGGAUCAACCACUCCUUCAACUCCAGCUCCUCCCAGUACUGCCGCCCCAUCUCCACACAAAGCAUCACCAGCACAGACUCGGGAGACAGCGAGGAGAACUACGUCCCUAUGCAAAACCCAGUGUCUGCAUCCCCUGUUCCCAGUGGCACCAGCAGCCCAGCUCCGAAGAAGAGCACCGGCAGUGUGGAUUACCUAGCACUGGACUUCCAGCCCGGCUCCCCGAGCCCUCACCGCAAGCCAUCCACCUCAUCUGUCACCUCGGACGAGAAGGUAGACUACGUCCAAGUGGACAAGGAGAAGACGCAGGCCCUGCAGAACACCAUGCAGGAGUGGACAGACGUGCGGCAGUCCUCAGAGCCUUCCAAGGGUGCCAAGCUGUGAUGCCACGAGGCGGCUGCUCAGCGCUGGCCUUUGCCACCUCCUUCUCCGUCCCUUCCCACACCACCUCCUCCUCCUCUGUGCCACUUCCAGCCUUUAAAGCACUCAAAGUCAGGGACUCUGACCUGUCCCCCUUGGAGGCAAGGGCCUGAUGGAGACACUGCCUCUGCCACUUGGGGUCCACCCCGUGACUUCUGUCAAUACUACUAGCUGUGCCUCCGCCACCUUAGUUAGGAGCUGUUGCCAAAAAAAAGAAAAAAAAAAGAAAAAAAAGAAAAAGGAAAAAAUAGCCUCCUGCUUUGGACCCAUUUGUCUGCUGCUUGGACUCAGAGGGGGGCUGAGGCUUUGAGCCAGGCUCAUGUCUCCUGUCUGCUCACUGCUCUCUACCCUCUACCUCAGGGCCGCUUCUCCAUCCCUCGAGGAUGCCAACCAGGGAGCCAAGGACCAGCAGACUAAAGUAGACGUGGGCUUUCACAUCCUUGCUGUUUGGGGCAAGGGAAAGACAAGAUGCCACAAGAAGAAUAAUGAAGGUCAGAAGUCACCUUGAGUGACAAAUUAGGUCCCCGGGCACAGAAGGGUAGCUGAUCACCUGCAGGGUGGAAGCCAGGAUCAGGUUCUGGUACACGAUGCUGUAAGACUGGGAGAGGCUAAGGAUCAAGAUCAGGAGGAAGGAAAACAAUGGCAGGCAACCAGGAACAACAAAGAACAGGGCCUGAGGUGACAAACCCCUCUGGGACAGGCAGUGUUCUUCCCUGGCCCUGAUGGAGCGGCAAGACAGAAUGGGAAAGAAAGUAGGGGUGAGGCAGGGGGACCCCGGGACGGGGUGUGCUAGGCACAGAGCAACACAGGGACACGGUGGCAGCGAUGGCACAGAAAGCAGGUUUCUAGAAGGUAGGAGGAUGCAGAGGUGACUGAGGAGCUGGGGAGGC